Molecule: messenger RNA, 801 nt
Organism: Saprolegnia diclina VS20
Lineage: Eukaryota; Oomycota; Saprolegniomycetes; Saprolegniales; Saprolegniaceae
Product: V-type ATPase, D subunit
Exons: 4
Coding region: 1-762 (253 amino acids)
Cellular component (GO): vacuolar membrane; proton-transporting V-type ATPase complex
Molecular function (GO): proton-transporting ATPase activity, rotational mechanism
Source: RefSeq, a predicted model, not a curated record
AUGUCGACGGUCCAAGUCCCCCCCACGCGCAUGAACCUCACGGUCUACAAGGCCAAGCGCGUUGCGGCCAAGAAGGGCUUUGAUCUCUUGAAGAAGAAGGCCGACGCCUUGAAGAUGCGCUUCCAGGCCAUGCUUCGCGAGAUCCAAAAGACAAAAAUGACCAUGUCCCAAGAUGCUGCCGAUGCGUUCUUCUCGCUGUCGCAGGCGCAGUACGCGGCCGGCGACUUCCGCCACAAGGUCAUUGAGUCGGUGACGACGGCCGAGUUCCGCCUCGAGAACCGCAUUGAUAACGUGGCCGGCGUCAAGCUGCCCGUCUUCACGGACGUCGAGACGGCGCGCGAGAAGAGCGAAAACAUUGGUCUCUCUGGCGGUGGCGGCAAGAUCCAGAACUGCCGCGACAAGUUCCGCCACCUCCUCAAGGCGCUCGUGAAGCUUGCGUCGCUCCAGACGUCGUUCGUCACGCUCGACGAGGCGCUCAAGGUCACGAACCGCCGUGUGAACGCGCUCGACAACGUCACGAUCCCGCGCAUUGAUAAGGUCAUCGACUACAUCUCGCGCGAGCUCGACGAGUUGGAGCGCGAGGACUUUGUGCGCAUCAAGAAGGUCCAGGCCAACAAGAUCCAGGCCGCGAAGGAGUUGGCGCUCGAGACGGAGGCGCAGGCUGCGGCCGAGGUCGCGUCGGGCGUCCCCGUCUUUACGGCGUCGGACCUCGAUAUCCUCGCUGCGUUCGAGCCGGCUGCGGACGCGGACGUUGUGUUUUAAACCAGUCCCGCUAUUGUAAUACAGACAGCGCUCUUUCGC